This is a messenger RNA of Thecamonas trahens ATCC 50062, 2570 nucleotides long. RefSeq lists its product as uncharacterized. NCBI's taxonomy places the organism in Eukaryota, Apusomonadida, Apusomonadidae. The transcript has a single exon. Gene Ontology annotation, molecular function: ATP hydrolysis activity; ATP binding. The coding region runs from base 374 to 1948 and encodes 524 amino acids. The record is from RefSeq and is a predicted model, not a curated record.
UCUUGACACACUUUUCGUGUCCUUAUACCUCUGUGCGCGUUCUGUGUUCUUGUGGACGGUUACUACGUGUGGUCGUCGCUGUAUGGUGGCUGGAAGCUGGUCUCUGGAGCACUUUGUAGUCCGCUCGCAGGCGCUCAAUCUUUACCGCGCCGUCCUUCGUACAGCUCGCGCUGCUCCGCACGCGCAGAAAGACAUCAUUGCAUCGGCAAGAUCGGCCUUUGCUGCAAACGCGCAUACUCCUGUUGACAACAUUGAAGCUCGGAGGGCUCUUAUUGCCGGCGGAUACGCUCAGCUUCGCACACUCCGCAAAUCGCUCAACCUCGCCGGACUCCAGGCGCCGCACUAGCUCGAUCUGCUUGCCCUCGACACGAAGAUGAACAGCGGCACAAUGGAUGGUCCGCAGGCGGAGGUUAAUGCUGCUGUGGCGCGACUUGCCGCCAUGGCAGAGAGCGCUAGGGGUGCCCGAACCGGCGUGGCGGCUCUGGUCAGCCUCGCGCCGUCGAUCUUUGUCCUCGGCCCGGCCGGAACCGGCAAGACAACGCUAGCAGGCCGGCUCACAGCAGCCUGGACAGAGGCGUGUCCCAAAGCGGCGUGCGGGUGCAGCGCUGAGCAGCGGGUUGUUCAGGUCUCCGGUCAAGAUCUGGUGCUGGAGGCACUGGUCAAGCGGGCCGAUGCCGGAGUUGUGGAGAAGGCUGUAGCCUCUCCCGAGUGCGUUGGCAAGGCCGAGUGCAGGGCGGGCGAGCCGUGGCUCGCUGGUGCCUUUGCCCGAGUUGUCAUCAUCGACGACGCCCACGAGCUUGUGGUCGACACGCCAUACACAAACAGGCUGGCGGGUGCACUACUCGACGCGGUGGCCGACGCGGCGACGUCGCGAACGCUUUUGGUUGUCAUCGGAGCCAGCGACGUGCCACGAUGGGCACUGCUGGUCGACCGCUGUGCCGCAAGCGUCGGCCAGCAAGUGCGGAUGCAGGCGCCGACAAUGGCCGCACGCAAGACGCAGCUCGCGGCGUGGCUAAGCAAGACGGGCAGCAGCAACAGCAGCGUCGACGUCGAGUGUCUGGCUAGCCUCACCCAUGCCGGCACGGCGCGCGACGUUGUGGCCGGAUUGCUGAUGAGCGAGCUCGCGGGAGCGCCGCCGGCCGACGCGCUGCGGUAUGCUAUGGCCCACGGCGGUGGGCAGGCAAGUGGCGGGCCACCGCCGCCGCCAGCUGCCACUGAUGGCACUGAGCAGGUCUGGGUUGGGUAUCCAGAAGUUCGCGAGCGGCUCAAGUCGCUGGUGGCACUCAAGGUGAGUGCCCCUAGCCUUGCAGCGGCAUACGGUCUAAGCGGCGCGUCCGGCAUACUCCUCCACGGGCCCCCGGGAGUGGGCAAGACGCUGCUGGGAACGAGCCUCGCCGAGACGCUUGGUGGUGGUCAGCUGCGGUCGAUGCAAGUCUCGCUCCCAGACGUGCUCUCGCCGUACGUAGGUGAGACUGAAGCUAACAUCCGGGCGGUGUUUGAGGCCGCGCGCGCCGCUGCGCCAUGCCUGGUGUUCUUUGACGAGCUGGACGCGUUUGGGGCGGCUCGGCGGGCCGAGCCUGGAGGCACCUCAGACGCCAUUGAGGAGCGGCUGCUGACCCAGCUUCUGACCGAGCUGGAUGGAGUGUCGGCACGUGGGGCAGUACUGGUGGUCGGCGCAACCUCACGUCCAGAUCUGGUGGACAAGGCACUGCUGCGACCUGGCCGCUUCGAUGCUCUGGUCCACAUUCCGCUCCCGGAUGCAACGUCGCGAGCUGCCAUUCUGAGCCACUUUACCCAUGCUGCCACAGCGGCCAACGACGAUCUGGUGCUGGCAACUGAGGGCUACUCUGGCGCCGACCUGCGAGCGCUGGUCUCGGCCUGCGAGCGCACCGGGCGCGACGCACUUGAUCUGGUGGCCUCUGGAGACGUUUGCGGUAUCAGCGAGUGAGCGCUACGGCCGAAGCUCGGCCUGAACAGAGUCCCGCACACUGGUCAGAGUGUGCGGGGGCGACUUGCCUACCAGCGACGGCUGCGACGCCGCAUCGAUGGAGAUGGCCGAGUCGGAAUCGUCCGACUCAUGACGGUUCUGUUGGACGACGACAGGCGUCGACGAUGACGAUGAGCACGAGUGCUGCGCGGCCUGGUGGAUGAUGAGCGGCGUCGACGAAGACGACGACGAUAAAGACGAGCUAGAGUGCUCGUCAGCGCCACCUGUAUCCGGAACAGCAUGCGCGACGGCCGACGCCGGGCGCGAGAUCAGCUCCUCGCGUGGCGAAACAAUGUCCGACGACGAAGACGACGAGAACGAGAACGAUGGCAGCUCGCUCGCCCGCCUCGGUCGCUUCUCCGCCGGUUGGCAGCGAGAGAGCGAUGCCGCCGACGAGCUCCGCCCACUGGCUAGCAAAAUGUUACGCCGGGCGACCAUGCCAGACGGGAAGGCUUUUUGGAUGGUAGACCGCAUCGGGUUGGUGAGCUGUGGGGUCGAGCACGACGAGACGUUGUCACUGGUGUCGGACGCUGUCGCCCCAUGCAUCGGGUGCCUUGGGCAGGUAAACGAUGACCGCAACGAC